AUGCGUUCUUUUGAGCCCCAGUAUGGGAUUCUCGUCCUUUGCCUGGUAGCUGCGACCGUGCUUGCCAGCGUAGACCCGACCUAUGACCCUUCGUAUAACUUUCGCCCACAGAAUGUUACUGGGUUGGUUGGAAUCUAUGACUGGAUUGGAUCGUACUACAACGCAACCACGACAGUCGAAUACACACCUCUGAUUGGAUCAACAGUCAAUUUUUCUUAUAGCUCUGUCCUUGCCAUCACCCAGCCAGGGAAAAACGAUCAUACCCAUAAUCCAGUCAGUCUGGUGCUGGGUUUUUGGUCAUCGGGUUUCAAUUUUUCGACAAUACCGAUCGAUUACGCCUGGACUUAUGAGCCACCAAAUGGGGGCAUAAUAUGUUCAUCUAACCCCGAAUACAUGUACAGGGGGACUGAAAACUCAACUAUAACUGAGCCGUACUUCAACCUCAGCUUAGCAGAAACCAAGAGCGCCCCGUAUAACCUCUCAAGUAUCUUAAAUAGUACGGAUGGACAGACCCUCUAUUCAAACCUAACUUCCUGCGACACUUCUAUGCUCAGAAACGAGUGGGAAGUCGUUAUUAUUACUGAUGAAUGGUGGAAUAACGUGGGCUGGGAUUGGACCUAUCCGGUUCUCAACCUCCAGUUUGAUAAUAGCACUGCAAAUCUUACUCUAGAUGGGUAUUUCAUAGCCUACCCAUAUGUGUUAACCAAUGUCUCACUUUCCAACACAACUCGGGAGAUUGAUGAAGCCUAUGCUGUUCAAGGAAAGUUCAAAAUUCGCUUUUCCGGUGUUGUUGAUAAUUAUCAUUCUGAUGUGUUGGUGGAGGAUAGCCCGACUCCUGAGUGGUUGAGAAGCGUGGGUUUCAACAAUAAUUCUCUUAAUAUUGGAUACAAUAAAGCGUCAAGAAGUUAUGGAGAUCACAAAUUGCCAGAAAAUAGAUCAAUUGAUGCUAUUCCAGAUAUGGUUAAUUCUAUUAUUCGACUGCUAUUUCCGGAAGCGUGGGCUUCCUGGGAUGAUUAUGCUGUUCCUGGAGGUACAUUUAGAGAGAACUGUUUUAGUGAGCCUGAGAGCUCGAGACUACAUCCAUCUCAUCACAAAGCCCAGUAUACCUGGAAGGCAGAGCAAGCUGAACUACCAUUUUAUGGGAAAGAGUCAGUCGAAGAGUAA
Molecule: messenger RNA, 1164 nt
Organism: Talaromyces proteolyticus
Lineage: Eukaryota; Fungi; Ascomycota; Eurotiomycetes; Eurotiales; Trichocomaceae
Exons: 5
Coding region: 1-1164 (387 amino acids)
Source: RefSeq, a predicted model, not a curated record